Cicer arietinum (chickpea) is the source of this 1308-nucleotide messenger RNA. The record is from RefSeq and is a predicted model, not a curated record. NCBI's taxonomy places the organism in Eukaryota, Viridiplantae, Streptophyta, Magnoliopsida, Fabales, Fabaceae.
AUGGCUCGCACUAAACUAACUGCAAAACGCAAAAUGUCUGAUCAAGCUCCAGAAGACACUCAAGAUGAUUACUCAAGUACUGAGUAUGAUAGUCACGAUGAAGAUCACCCAGAAGCAACUCAUCAAGAACCUUUGAAUAUCACUCCUCCUUUGCAAUCUGCAUCUAUUCCUUUUCCAUCCACUACUCUUAAAUCCACAAAACCCUUAUCCUCCAACACAUCCUCCUCUCCACCCAUUAGACAAUCCUCUAGAAUUAUGUCUGGAGUUGUUUCAUCAAGAAAGACGUUUCCCAAGGACAACACCGGUCAUGUUGUCGACUCUGAUGACUCUGAACAAACAAUCUCUGCAGAGUUCAUACCACAACCAUCUCCUACAAAAAUCACCUCCAAAGCUUCAACACCUAAAAAGGCUAAAUCACCUUCACACAAACGACCAUCCUCCUCUUCAAAAACUUCUGCCAAUGUCCAACUAUUUGAUUCUCCAAUCUUGGAGACUAACUAUGUUUCAAAAUGGCAAAAAAAAUCGGUGGUCAAUGGAAAAAUCAUUGACCUUGCUGAUCUAAAACAAGGAGGUUUUAAGGUGGAGGAAAUGUUUGAUCAACUUGGAUGGACAUCCUUUUUCCGAAUCAAUGAACCCCAGUAUCCUCGCCUUGUAAGGGCCUUCUAUGCUGCUUCAAAUGGUUCAAAAGGAAACAUUGGUUUCAACAUAGUACUAAAAGAGGUUCACAUGGAGAUCAACCCCACUACGCUAUGUCAAAUUCUAGACAUUCGCGAUGAAGGAGCCUAUUGCUUCUCAGAAAAUUGGUACUCUCAGUGUCAAAUCAUUAGAACCUCUGUCCUCCAAAACACUCUGAUUACACCUCCAAAACCUCAAGUGGCUUCCAAUCUCCUUCAUAUGUGUUGUAUCCUCCAUAACAUUUGUGUGCACUCUAUUGUGCCCAGAGCUGGAAGUUUCGAGAAGGUCACUAAGCUUGACCUUCUGCUCAUUCAUCAUCUGAUGUCUGGCACACCUCUCCACCUAGGUAAUAUCAUUUUCUGCUUCAUGUUAAACGCUGCUGUGUUGGGUCGAUCAGCUCCCUACGGGAUGAUCCUGACAAAGAUUUUUAAAUUCUUCAACCUCCCACUUGAUGAUGAACAAUCAGUUCACUUUAACAACACAUUCUCGAUGAAGAAAGUCAAACAUAUGAGGCUUCAACCUCAUGCUUCUACUCCUCUUAAAUCAUCAUCAACUGCUUCUUCUGCAUCUAAGAAAAAGAAAAUUUGUCACUCAUCUUCUACUACUCAACAAUCUGAACCAACAACUAUUUAA